Frankliniella occidentalis (western flower thrips) is the source of this 4205-nucleotide messenger RNA. It is a transcript of the gene mlt, whose product is annotated as tubulin-specific chaperone cofactor E-like protein. Gene Ontology annotation, biological process: protein folding. The transcript has 8 exons. The record is from RefSeq and is a predicted model, not a curated record. Gene Ontology annotation, molecular function: alpha-tubulin binding. Bases 458 to 1852 code for a protein of 464 amino acids. NCBI's taxonomy places the organism in Eukaryota, Metazoa, Arthropoda, Insecta, Thysanoptera, Thripidae.
GCUCGCGAAGUGCAUUUCAGCGGUCCUGCAAGAGUGACUGCAAAUACGCUUUGGUUUUCUUUACCUUCCCUUCGACCAACCCAUCCCACCGCACCGGGGUGUGCGCCCGUGUGCGUGUUUGCCAGAGUGCCAAGUACCUGAUGCCUUAAUGGCUCCGCUAUAUGCAGCAAGAUUAUGAAAUAGUUAUGCCAUCGGCGUUUGAGUGUGCCGUUGCAGUCGUGCAAACUUGUUUUACGAGCCGCUCCGGCAUGCUCCUCUCUGUGUCAAGGCAUAUUUAUUUGUAACUGCCCAGACGAAUUGUUCUCUAGUGUGCUCUUGCACUUAUUACUCUAUUAAACUUUACAAAAAAAAAAAAAAAAAAAAGAAGAAGAAGAAACAGUGCUAUGAAUAUAAAUAAGAAUUCAUCACCUUGCUAAUAAUACUUUUCUGACAGUUUUGUUUCCAGAUUUCAUGUGAAAUGCCAACCCUUGUGGAAGCUUUGGAGGGCAAAUAUGGGCCCGAAGAUGCAGAAGGACUUGACGAAGCAAUAGCCAUUUAUGUGCCAAGAAAAGGGCCCAGAAAUAUUGUUCCAUCCCUACUGGUACUGAACGACUGUGACAUUGAUUCAGCUGGAGACGAAAAUGAUGUCCAGAAAAAGUGCCAUGUUGUUGAAGAACUUGACCUCGCUCAAAACAAUCUCACACAUUGGGCAGAUGUCCUCACAAUAUUACGCCUCAUGCCUCAAGUAAAAUUUGCCAACUUAAGUUUCAAUAACUUGUCUGAGGAACUGACAGAUGAGCUUUGCGCCAAUGAAAGCCUCACCCCAUUUCCACUCCUCCGAAAUCUUGUGUUGAUAUCCACGCAAAUAAGCUGGUCAACGAUUAAGAAACUUCUAAAAUUACUUCCCAACUUGGAAGAACUCCACCUUAGCCUUAAUAACUUUGCCAGCGUUGAAGUUGGAGACACGCCAGAUGAUGUACACCCAAACAUUAAAAGAAUUCACUUUACUGGCAACCCUAUUUGUAGGUGGAGUGAAAUAUCCAAUUUGGGUAGAGCAUUUCCUGCUUUGGAAUCACUCGUACUUGCUGAUUGCCCCCUAAUCUCUCUUGACCCAGCUGUUCUCAUGGAGAAAUGCAAAAGUGAAGAAAGUGAGGAAUCUGAAGACUCGUGUUCCUCUUGUGGUAGUCCUCCAACACAUCAAUAUGGGAGAUGUGAAAGUGAAUGUGAAUCUGCUGGACCCAAGCCUUACUCUGCACAUGAUGUUUUCCGACAAUUACGAUCGCUCAACCUUACUGGCACCCAUAUAGCAUCAUGGGAUGAAAUUGAUCGUGUAGCCUGUUUUCCCGCAUUACAUUGUUUACGAAUCAAUGCCUGCCCAUUAUUUGAGGAAUACACAGAACAUGAAAGACGGCAGCUUUUGAUUGCCAGAUUACCUAAUAUCCAAACAUUAAAUGGGGGUGGUGUGAUAAGUCCGGAAGAACGAGAAGAUGCAGAGCGAGCAUUUAUUAGAUACUACAUGGAAAAACCAGAGAGUGAUAGACCAGAAAGGUACGGAAAUCUUCUUGGAGUGCACGGGCGCUUAGAUCCACUAGUCAACAUUGAUCUCUCACCUGAGAAAAGAGUAAAAGUGAAAAUUGUGUGGGGUGAUAAGUCUGAGAUCAAAAGUAUAAAUGUGUAUCAGACUAUUAGUGAACUGAAAAAGACCUUGGAACCAGUAUGUGGCAUUGCUGCAUCAAAAAUGCGACUGUAUUAUGCAGAUCAAGCCUAUAUGGAUCAUUACAACCACCUUGAGUUCAUGAAGUAUCCCAAUAAGCAACUGUACAGUUACAACAUCACAAGUGGGGAUGAGAUUCAUGUUGAUCCAAAAAAAUAAUUUUUAAAUAAGCAGACUUCUAAUUUCUAUCUACAUCAUCUAUAUUCUGAAUUAGAUGAAUGCAAAACUGAUUAAUUUUUCUCUUUUGAAACCAAUGGUUACAAAUUUUGUUUCUUGGACCAUGAUACAUACCAUCAAGGUCUAUUUUUAAGUGGCUUACUAAUUAACUUUGUAAAAUGUGAUAUUUAAACUGAAGUUGAUCUACUUAAAAGUGAGAUGUACAUAUUUAUGAAUGUGAAGAGCCAUUUGCCCCUUCCUUUACUGUAUGCGAGCGGUUUUGUUUCUUGUGUUAUGGUGUUCAUCAUAAUGUCUAAAUGAGCAGAAAUACUGUGGCAUGUUACUCAAACUGCUUUCAUUGUAGUUUUUUUUAUUUUCACUGAGUCAUGACUCUGCACUUGUUUUUACUCUGCCAUGAUCUACAUCAAAUCUUUUUCUGUGAUUUGUGGAACAAUGUGUUAGUUUAAUUUCUAGUAAAAAGACUUGUUAAAUUUCCUCUAAAUUUGUUUAUGUCAAUUUUGGCUUUUGGUUACAUGAUCGCAAGUUCAUAAUUAUUACCUGACAAUGAAGCCUACCUAACUAUACCAAACAACUGCCAGCAAUUAAUUGAUCACUUACAGGUGCAACAGACCAAUUAUAAUUUUUGUUGAUCAUUAUAUGACUGCAUGUAUGUUGCUACUCAUGAUAUAACUUUUGUGUGAUUUGAACUGGUCAAAAAAUAAUAUAGUAGAGUAGAAAAGAUUGAAUUUUCAGCUUGUAAGUGCAGUAGUUUGUAGUGAUUGAAUUUUUGAAAUUCUGAUUCUAAUUAUCAUGGUUAUUGCCAUUCUGUCACUGUGCUUUAACUUUCAUCAACAAAUGUUACCCAUUAUCAGUUUACAGUAUAUAAUUGAUUUCCUGACAAGACUAUUGUGAUUUAGUACAUAAGAUAAUUAGUAUUUCUUUUGGGCUUAGUAGGGACUGCUUUGGAUGUUGAUUGAAGCAAUUUGAUCAUGAGGUGGUGGACACUGUGUGUUCAUGGAGCUGAACAAUUUGUUAAUGUUAAACUGGGUAAAUAUGGUGGUGGUUUUGAAUGAAUGUGAUAAAAGCUCAGAAUCAUUUACACCUUGGACUCUGUGAUGUUCUGCUGGCUUUACCUUUUUAAAGGACUGCGUCAAGCAGAAAAUAAUUCUGCUUGUACAUCUAUCGUACUAACAAUGUACACAUUUGUAACCUCAUCCACAUCUCAGUUGUGGAGUAGCCUGCCAUAUGUACAUAGGAAGGUUAUUGUACCUUAUUGAAUCAAGUCUGAUUCUGUUCUAAAUUUCUAUUUUAUGUUUUAUGACUGUACUGAAGAUUAUUUAGUAGAUUAUUGUGAAGUAGAUUUUAUUAUCUACUUGCACAUUUUAUUUCAGUGAGUGCGUAAAACUCUUUGUCAAAUAGCACUUUUGCAGUUUUGUUGGUUACGUUAUCUAACAUGAAAUCCAAGUUUUGUUUUUGAGUGCUCUUCCAUUUACCAAAAGUUAAAAGUUUUCACGCUAUUAGGUACUUGUGAUAAUCGCAGAACAAAAUUGGAUUAAACAUCUACCUUUUAAAUUUUAUCUUUUCUUUUGAAAAUUUUUGGCUUUUGGGCAGUCCUUUGACAAAUGUCAGAAACCAGCAUGUCCCACAUCAUAUAGUAAGUGUUUUGUUUAUUCAUGUUAAUUUGUUUUGCUUUGCACAUUUGUUUCUUUUUUGUUUUAUCUAUGUUUUGAAUGCAAUCAGUGUUUUCUGCUUCGUAGGCAGAUAUCAGAUAUCUCUUAAAUGUAUAGAAAGUUUACAUUUCUAAGGAGCUGUUGUCAAAGGUGCUGCAACAAUCCAUUUGUUGCUCUCUGUAUCAACCAUGUGUAAUUUUGUUUUAGGAGUCAUAUAAACUUAUAUCAAGUAGAAAAAUGUAAAUUGUAGUCAUUUGAGUCAAGGAGGAAAGCACUUCACUUAAGAUUUAUUUUUCUUGCACAUGAGAGUGAUUUACUGUAUGUUCCUGGAUAGAAAGGAUGGAAAUGUGAUUUAGUUUGAGUGGCUAGCCGUUUCAAUUAUUAGAAUCUUAAAUGAUGUUAAUUCGUUUGUCCAGUAUUAAAUAGGGCAAUUUUGGAAAUGAAAAUUAGUUUACUGGCUCAAUGCUGGAAGUAGUUCUCAUUACCACUUAUUAUUGUUGUAAAUUUGUUCAGAUUCAGAUUUUACUUGUCAUUCUAACACAGCCGUGUUACUGAAAAUGAUUGUGAGGCCGGACUUAUGGUUAACAUUUGUUUGUGGAGGCACAACUCGACAUAUGAUGGUAAAGUAGGGUUGAAGCCUUUCUGUGAAAAGUACUUUGUUACAUAAAUCUCUUAUCACCAUCUGA